Mangifera indica (mango) is the source of this 1466-nucleotide messenger RNA. Its product is annotated as calmodulin-lysine N-methyltransferase. NCBI's taxonomy places the organism in Eukaryota, Viridiplantae, Streptophyta, Magnoliopsida, Sapindales, Anacardiaceae. Bases 306 to 1220 code for a protein of 304 amino acids. Gene Ontology annotation, cellular component: cytoplasm. Gene Ontology annotation, molecular function: calmodulin-lysine N-methyltransferase activity. The record is from RefSeq and is a predicted model, not a curated record. The transcript has 7 exons.
CAGAUAUUCCAGUAAAGGCCAUUAGCUAGCAUACUCAAGGCAAAUCUUUUGCUCUGUUGAAUCUUUUCUUCGUGGAGAAGAUCCAAAAACAUGGUACAGAUUUCAAAAAUAUGCCAAGACGCUAGAAGGAGGGCUUGAACCUCCGACCUUGUGGUUAACAGCCACACGCUCUAACCCACUGAGCUAUUCCAGCACACACGCUAAGCGGUACACUUUUUAAUAAGGAUCAUAAUCCUUUCCAACACCUACGCAUAUCAAUUAUCAGCGAUUGAGCGCAGAGUCAGAACUUUGAAGGGCACUGAGUUAUGGAAGCCGAAAACAUCCAGACCACUCCAAAACCAUCGUCAUUGAGAUGGAAAAUCCUUCGUCAAGCUCUUUUUCGUCGUCCACUUUCAAAAAAUCCGGAUGAAAUUAUUAGCCGUAUUUCACGGAGAACAACUCGCGGAUUCAACUUGAUCCCCUGCCAAUUACUAGAUACAGAUUCCACCUCUAAAGAUUCGCGCGUGUGUUACACGCUUCCUGUAACUGGCUCUCCCAAACUUUUUCUCACCCAAAGAGUGGACAACCAUGCUGACCUUGGUGAUUUUGAAAUUUGUAAUAGAUAUAAUAUUGAUAACACAGGGAUUGUAUGUCAAUGGCCAUCAGAAGAUGUUCUUGCCUUUUUCUGCUUGUCAAAUGCAGAAAUGUUUAGGUCUAAAAGAGUUAUUGAGCUUGGAUCCGGCUAUGGUUUAGCUGGACUUGCUAUUGCAGCGACAACAGAGGCAUUGGAAGUUGUAAUAUCUGAUGGGAAUCCUCAGGUGGUUGAUUAUAUUCAGCUUAACAUAGAUUCUAACUCUGAAGCAUUUGGUAGCACAAAAGUGAAGUCUAUGACACUGCACUGGAACCAGGAAGAUCUUUCAGAUUUAUUCAACUUUUUUGACGUCAUUGUUGCAAGUGACUGCACUUUCUUUAAAGAAUUCCAUAAAGAUCUUGCUCGAGUAGUAAAACUCUUGUUGAAAACUACGGGACCCUCAGAAGCUGUUUUCUUGAGCCCUAAAAGAGGUGACUCACUGGCUAAGUUUUUAGAAGAAAUUGAAGAAGAUGGUUUGCAUUUUAGCAUAACAGAGAGUUACGAUGACGAAGUUUGGAAGCGUCAUCAGAUGUUCAUGAACGGAGACGAAUCCUGGCCUAAUUACAGUGAAGAUCAUUGCUUCCCAUUAUUGGUCAGAAUUACUCUAUGAACACGUGGAACCCAGUCGUUUUAAUUAUUUUCUGCUCAUAGUUCAGGCUUAGAUGCACUUCUUAGGGAAACUUCAUAUCUAGUUGACCUAAGUGAAUAUAAUGUACACUCUUUUGGCCCAUAUUAAGGGCCCCUUUGUAGUUCCUAUUGAAUGGACCUGAAAUACGGGCGGAUUGCACAUGGGUGUUUUCCAAAAAAUGAUUAUGGGUUUUACCGUAUUUGUGUAAAAUAUGUUUUUUGCGAGGUA